CCCCCACGUCGGUUGUCGGCCACCGGGAGGGGAUGGCACGGCGGGUCGGGCUCCGGGGUGGCCUGCUCCAUGGGUGCCAUCGCUGUGGAAGUGUGGUUAGCAACGGAACCCUGACACAUGGCAGCUCGGGGGGAGCGCAGGCCAUGGCUGCCGGCCAGUUAAAUGUCCCCCCCCGGUCAGGGGUGCGCGAUAUUGGCCACUGUUCCUGUCACAGACACACACCUCUGGAGGCCUUUGUGCUCUGAAAUCAACUUAGCCUGGCGAUGGAAGCGGGUCCCAUCGUGACGUCCAAGCAGCGGGAGGAGGUGGUACACGGCGUCCCAACGGAGGUGGUCUGCACGGCCUUCUCCAACUCCGUCCUCGUGGUGGUCACGCAGUACGGCAAGAUGGGGACCAUCGUCUACGUGGACCCCAACACUGUCGGGGACAACGUGGGCCGGCCAUCGCUCACCACAAAGGUGCUGCUGGGCAAGGAUGAGCCUCUCGUCCACGUUUGUGCCAAAAACCUGGUGGCGUUCGUGUCUCAGGAAGCCGGGAACAAACCUGUUCUUCUGGCCAUGGCUUUAAAGGACAAGACCGUGGAAGGAAUACAGGCUCUACGGGAAGUGAUCCGGAGUUGCCAAGUGUGGUGAAGUUGUGCCAUCUGGAUUCAAGGAAAUGAUCUUGAGUCCAUGACUCAUCGCCACUUAUUUAAAAGGACGAGAAAUGAAAAUGAUGGAAUGUCUUUGUGCUGGUUUUGGACGUACUGAGGAAUUUCGCGGAUUUUUCUCUACUGUGUAGAACGCGUUUUGGGUUCUGUUACUGUGACAGGUUUGCAGUCCCUACAGUCAGGGGACGAGACACGAUUGUCUCGACGUACAAGAGAAGGAUUAUUUUUAUCCCGUUGGGUGGGCUGUGUGUUUGGGAACGGGCAGGGCUCUGUGCUCCAGUCCUCAGGAGCGACAGAUGCCAAGCUCUGUAGCGACGCCGGACCGCAAAGGGGCAACACCCAGCGCAGGGUGAAUAAAAGAAACAUUGACAAAUCUAA
Calidris pugnax (ruff) is the source of this 1027-nucleotide messenger RNA. RefSeq names its product proteasome (prosome, macropain) assembly chaperone 3 (gene PSMG3). The transcript has 3 exons. The record is from RefSeq and is a predicted model, not a curated record. Gene Ontology annotation, biological process: proteasome assembly. The coding region runs from base 264 to 632 and encodes 122 amino acids. NCBI's taxonomy places the organism in Eukaryota, Metazoa, Chordata, Aves, Charadriiformes, Scolopacidae.